AUGUUCUACAACAUCCUCGCCGUAACCAUAAACAGGGAACGCACCAAAGCACCACCCGCGCUGUCCGCCAUCCUGGAGGUCGGAGAGGCCCAACUCCAAGCCAUUGUGGACACUGGCGCUCAGGAGGUUCCACCCCGACCCUGGCACUUGGUGUCCUUGGACCUCUUUGGCCCCACCCCCAGAUCAAGUCAUGUGGUGGUGGCCAGGUGCAACAGUUCCCGCUACACAGUGGUGGUGAUCAUUCCUAAGCUGUCAGCAGCAGGCCUCACCAUUGGAGCACUCCGGGCCAUGUUCCAGAAGCUCGGAUUUCCCCGGACCAUCCGGACCGACAAUGGGGCCAUCUUCCACUCCUCGGACUUUCGCCAAUUCGCGGACCAGCACGGCAUAGCACACACAUUCCCCCCUCCAUACCACCCACGCUCCAACCCGGCAGAAUGCGCCAUGAAACUCAUCGGAAAGGCCAUCAAAAUGUCCGACCAGACGGCGACAGGCAUGGAGCGCGCACUAUCCCAAGCCCUGGAAGACUACCAACGCCCCCCGCACCCAGCCACAGGACACACCCCGAGGGACCUCAUGAGGAAGCAAAACAACCAUAGCGUGCUGGGGGAAGCGGCAAGAAAAGACCGUCAAGCCAAGCUAAGGAGAGCCUCAACGUGGAGGCACCCAAGGAAGGACAUGUCCCUCCACCAAGGGCAACACAUUCGGCACGGCAGUCAUCCAAACCAGACUACACGGCGACACAUACCGGAUUGUCUGCCCAGAGACGGGGGCACUCAUGACCAGACAUCGGGACCACAUAAAGCCCGUCCCAGCCCCACGGAUCGAACCGGAGACAAAGGAAAAGGACCCAAACAUCGUCAUUACCAUGGCGGCACCUGCCCUCGACCCAGGGGACGCCAACAACCCAUCUAA
Molecule: messenger RNA, 912 nt
Organism: Tigriopus californicus
Lineage: Eukaryota; Metazoa; Arthropoda; Copepoda; Harpacticoida; Harpacticidae
Exons: 3
Coding region: 1-912 (303 amino acids)
Biological process (GO): DNA integration
Molecular function (GO): nucleic acid binding
Source: RefSeq, a predicted model, not a curated record